Molecule: messenger RNA, 4017 nt
Organism: Lymnaea stagnalis (great pond snail)
Lineage: Eukaryota; Metazoa; Mollusca; Gastropoda; Lymnaeidae
Source: the annotation of a GenBank genome assembly
CAGCUAGUGUAGUUGUUUGUAUUGAUUAACAUUAAAAAAACUAUUUUUUUAAAAUACAUUCAAAUGUAUUUAUAAGAAACUGAAGCCGUAAUUAAUUAUCAACAAAAGUGGAAAGCAGAAGAAAAAUGAAUCGGAUAUCAGAAAUGCUGACGAAACUAAUAAAAGGGCCUGACGAAAAUAACCCAGAUGAUCCCCUAUGGAGCCGACUUCCCACCACUGCUCUGUUAUGCAUAUAUCAAAACUUGGGCGAUCUCGACAGGCUAUCGAUGGCAAGGGUAAUGAGAUUUAUUUAAAUAAUAUGGCUAUGCUACUAUAUUAUUAUUAAAUCAUAAAAUAGAAAUCGUCAAGUACAGUGCGCGUAGCGUGGAUAGAUGCAGGGUUGGUGGGAAGAUUAUGGAUCUACUCCAACUGCAAUAAUUCAGUCGGUCGCUUGCAUUGCUUUAUGUUGAUGAAUAAUUUUAUAGAAUUGUAAGACCAAGUCGAAUUUCGACAUGUUUUAUUCCGAGGCAUUGAAAAGGAUACUGAAAAGGUUUAACACGGUUCCGCAUGAAUGGAUAUUUACGGGGCUCGAUGUUGAGAUCGUGCAUGCAAACGUUAGAAAGAAGCACUCUCAUGGUUUAAGUCAUUAUAAAUGACGUGAGCAACGACAACUCGGAAAAAAGAAGAAAGAUUAUCAGGCGUUGCGUCACAAAAGAAUACAUUGCUAAAUGCAAUCAACAAGCGAACACUUUAAUAAAAUCCAGGACUGUCAAGCCACAAGCAAGGAAACUAGCCACUAUUGUCUGUAUCAAAAAUAAUCCCUUGGAAGAUCACUUUAGAACACGAUGAUACUACUAAAGUUUACGCUAAAAUUAAUGUCCACAGAAAGCCGGACCCGCAUGGACAUUGAAAUGAGAGCACAAAAGAUUGAUACAUCAGAUGGGAGUUGUGGAUCCCUAAAUAAACAAAAACUGACGGCAUUCAACAGUUGUACACGGUCGGCCCCAAAUCUUAAUUAUUUGAGGUCAGGGUGGCAAGCAGGCCCUAUAUUAAAAGCUAAUCUUUGCAUAGCCACCUGAUGCAUCGUUUUACCAGUUUCUUUGCCGGGAGGGUAGAGAGCGUGAGUUCAGACCUCACUAACAUAAAAAUAAAUGUAGAUUGACUAGCCGAUGGAUAAGGGUAUGAAUGAGAUGUUGGGUGGGUGAAAAAACUUAAUGAUUGGUGUAAGGGUGAGUGAAUGAAUGAGAGGUUAGAUCUGUAAAUAAUCUUAUUGUUGGAGGUUAGGAUGGGGGAAUGCAUUCAUUAAUUAAUAAUAAAUUAAAACAUUAUUAUUUUUGUUCCUUUGCAGUGUUUGAAGUCGACUUCUGAGUAUAUGUGGCUUCAGAAAAAAACAAAUAAUAAAAUAAAAUAAAAUUUAUUUGUCAUUGUUUUGGGGUAACCAUGACAUUAAUGCUAAAUACUAUUCAAGUAAUUAUAAAUGAACUUCUACUUUCAAAUACUUUUUUCUACUACUUUAUGAGCCGACUCUGAAAUUCUGACAUAAAUAAUUUGUUUUUAAAUUUGCAAAUCAAAAAAAAAAAAAAAAUAUUUAUCAGUUCCUGCCACUGAAAGACCCACUUAUAUAACCACGCCUAUAAAUCACAUAUUUAUUUUUCUGGCUAAGGUUUGUAAGCCCUGGUACCAAAGCUUCCAUGUUCCAGCACUGUGGAGAUAUAGACUUAUUGAGUUCGGCGAAACAAGAUCAAAAAGAGAAAUCAAAGAGGAUGCUUUAUUUAAGUCUAAAAGGGCAUUAACAAACUCUUACGGUACUGUGACGUAGCUACUUUAUACUUUUUACAAUAGGAUACUGUGUAAAACUAAUAUUACGGUACACCUAUCAAUACUGUUAAAUCUCUUUAAACAUACAGUAACAAAAAAAAAAUAAAAAAAAUAAAACUCCUUCUGGUCAAGGUAACAUGCAGGUUAAUCCAAUUUAGUUGUACAAAUGGCAUUAUUUAAUUAAUAACAUACCUUAAAAUUGAAUUUUAGUACAACUAAAAUAUUGGCCAAACCAACAUAAAUUCUACUAUAACAAAUAACAUACUGGUAGACUGUGAGCAGUGACAUGCCCCAAAAGUCGUCAAAUGUUGCACCUCGUUACGGUAAUUAAUUUAUGGUGUAAAGACCACUUUCAUUUUCUUCAAUGGUUAUCCCUGACCUUGCACAAUCUGUCCUUAUGCCAUGUUUGUUCAUCACACAAUCCUAACUUAUUUUUCGGUAGGAAAGUACGCAAUCGAAUUCGCCAAGCGUUUCCCGACCUCACUUCAAGACAUUGAAAUAGAGUUCCUACCACUCCGUGGGCGAGAUGGGAGAGAAAUCGUCAACGACUUCAAAGAGUUCUCAGCUUGUUUGGAUAACUCCAAACUUAGAAGUAUUUCUAUUUUAUCUCUAGUUCAUCUUUCAUCUCUAGAUACGUUCGUAGGGCAGCUGCGAAUAGAUUUGAUAUACUCUCUAAAGACAUUACUACAAAAACAGCACUGUCUGAAGGUAAAUAUAGAUUUAUAUACAUACAAUCUGUUAAAUAUCUUGAAGAUGGCGCCAUGUUCCAUGGACAAAUGGGACAGGCAUUAGGAUCGGAGAAAGCGCCUGUCCAUUUAGUCAAUGGCUCUUGUAGCGAUGUGGUUUGAGUGUUUUCUUAGUGUGCUCCAUGCAUCCCGGUUGCAAUUUCAUUACAAAUAAUAAACAAUAUAUGUUAAAUAAAAUAUGUUAUUUUCUGUCGUACGUUAAGUAUAUUUAUGUUCAUAUAAUGAGUCUGCGAAACAAUAUAUUAAUUAAGAAGUAAACUUUUUUUUUUCCUUUUUUCCCGUAUUUUAUUCUUUUUUUUUUUUUAAAAUUUAGUUUCAGAAAAAUGCAAAUGUUUUUCAAUAGUUCGUUACAUCUUUUCUAAUUCCAUUCAUGUCGUAAUGCAUUUUUAUGACCUUAUAUUAUUUGUUAAAAUAGAAAGUUCGAAUAUGUUCCUCACACUUUGACCUUGAGAGUGGUCUACAAUUUCUACAAUGUUUAGCCGAUGCCUCUGCAGCUACUAUUAAAGAACUUUUCAUGUAUGGCUUAUUUCAAAGAGGAACGCCUAUUUUCGGAGAGGGGCGGAUACUAACAGAAUUACAGGUCAGUGUCACGUCACUUUGAUAUCACGAUUCACUUGAUGUUUUCGUUUCGCUAUCAUUUAUAUCUACAAAAAUGUGCAGAAUUAACAUCACGAUGGCUUAUAUUAUAUUGGUUGUCUUAUUAUUGUAUUAUAAUAAUAUUAAAGGUUUAUUGUAUUAUAAUAAUAAUAAAAGUUAUUUGAAAUGCACUCUUCAUUGCCAAAGGCUCGCAGCUCGGUACAUAGCCUGGUAUAUUAAAAUAGAAAUGAAACAAUCUAUAAUAUACCGCAUUGAACUACAAAAUGUGACAUUACAAAAACUAUAUACGAGAAUACCCUCUCUAAGGCGUUCAUACCUUGCAACCAUAAACAAUACAGGCCAAUACACAUCUACAAGAUAAUAGCUAGAUAGACAACAUCAGCACGUUUUUGCGAAAAAGAUGUCUUCAAAUCAGUUUUGACUUGGCUAACAUGUUAUUUUUUGUAGGUUAUCUUGGUAUUUGAAAACUGUAACACCGAAUGUUAAUUAAUAUAUAUAUAUAUAUAUAUAUAUAUUAUAUAUAUAUAUAUAUAUAUAUAUAUAUUAAAAUAAUAGAAUCGAGGUUCUCAAUGGUAAUUGAAUAUAUUUUAAUUCGGUGUCAUGCACAACAGUCUUUUAACUUGAGCGUUAUGACCAGGCAAAGCUCCCUAAAACCUGUCACAUCAUAAACUUAAUAUCAAAUAAUUUUGUCCCGUUCUUUUUCCAAAAUCUAAAUUUUUAACUCCUGGCUUGACUAAUAUUGUUCUUGUUUGUUUAAAAAUAAUAUAUAAUAUAACAAUUUCAGAAAUUCAAAAGCCUCUCUUGUAUUAAGUUGGAAUACGAUAUCAUGUCGGACGAAUUGGCCAAAACAUGGGUCAGAGGAUGUCCAAAUCUCUCG